Messenger RNA from Iphiclides podalirius (scarce swallowtail), 285 nucleotides. The record is from the annotation of a GenBank genome assembly. Lineage: Eukaryota; Metazoa; Arthropoda; Insecta; Lepidoptera; Papilionidae.
AUGCGCUCGUCGGCGUCCGGAAGUCGGAGUGGUGCGGUGAGGGGACGGCGGCCGCUUAUAUGCGCUCCCCGGCGGCAGCGGCCAGGUGGCGCGGGUAGGCUGCGCACGUGCGCCGUGCCCAAUCGGGGGGCGCGGGCCGGCCAAUGGGGCGCGGCGCGGGGCGGCGGCACCUGCGCCUCCGCACCAGGCCGCCGCGCAGCCUCUCAGUGCAAUAUGCCCAGCUACAGCGCCGCUCCAGCUCAGCCUCUCAGGCGACGGUCCAAUUUUUUGCGCAACAGCCGGGGU